UCAGCAGGGGGCGCCGGGGUCCUUGAAUUCAUGCCCCCGUGAUCCAGGCCAGUCCUUGCAGCCAGGCUGGUUCUGUUGGGAAGUGGGGGGUGGGCCCGGGGCUGGUGGUCUGAGCACAUAGUGAGGCCUGGCCCAGGGUAGAGGGGGUGGCACCUCUGCCUGACAGAUGGGCUUCCGGGGCCAGCAGGGACACUGCUGGCCUAGCACCCUGUGUGUGGGGAGGGCCAGGAGGCCCCAGGGAGGAAACCAGCCUGGACCAGAGGGGUUGUGACACUGGGUGGGCCUACGGGCCCGGGGGCCCCAGGGAUCUUGAGAAGGAAGGGAGGUGAGGCUCUCUGCAGUGAGCAGCUGCCCACAACUGGUGGUGCACCCCAUGCCCUCCCCGCAAGCCCAGGGAAGAUCCCCAUCCUGGGCAGCCGGGGACAAGGGAGGCCAGAGCCCAGACCUGCCCUUGAGGAGCUUCUGUAUGUCAGGGAGUGGACGACAGAGUGUAAGUGCAUGUGGCCGUCACGGUGCGAAGGGUGGCGUGGGCCUUGGGAGAGGGCAGCUUGAGCCCAGGGCUGACGUGUCCGCAAGGGCCUGAGGGGGGCAUGGACACACCUGGGCAGAGCUGGUGCUCCAGGCUGUGGACCUAUGCAAAGGCCCUGGGGCAGGACUGUGCCUGGUGAGCUGGAGGAACAGCCAGGAGGCCCGUGUGUCUGGAGCAGAGUGAGCGAGGGGGAGAGAGGGAGGAGGGGAGGGCAGGGAGGAGACAGGGCAGGUUGUGCAGGGCCUUGGGGAGGACUUGGGCUGUUACCCCAGGAGGGAGGGUGGGACCCUGGAGGGCUGUGGGCAGAGAGGGGAAGGGACACCCUUCCCCUUGGUGUGGAGACCUGGAAACAGGUGGGCAGGGGCGCAGCGACCAGGGAGGACGCCCUGCCCGGGCAGGCAAUGACAGGACUGCGGCCACAAGCAGGUGGAAAUGGUGAAAGGCAGGCAGGUUCUGGAUUUCUUGUGAAUGUUUUAACUUGUAGUAAAACGUGUGUAACAUUUUAAGGUAUACAAUCCUGUGGGUUUUAGUAUAUUUACUAUGUUGUGCUGGCUACCACCAUCUAAUUCCAGAACAUUCCAUCACCCCCAAAAGAAGCCCCAUCCCCAUUAUCAGUCACCCCCACCCCCCUCCCAGCCCCUGACAACCAUGAAUCCACCCUCUGUGUCUGUGGGUUUGCCUGUUCUGGACGUUUCCCAUCAAUGGAAUCAGACACUUUUGUGUCUGGCUUCUCUCCCUGAGCUUCGUGUUCUCCAGGUUGUGUCAGCGCGUCACCCCUUUCCAUGGCUAACGUUCCAGUGUGUGGAGGGACCCUGUUUUGGGUUUCUGUUCUGCGGUUGGUGGGCAUUUGGGUUGCUUCCGCUCUGGCUGUUGUGGAUCGUGCCACUGUGAACACGUGUGUGCAGAUUCUCGCGCUGGAUGUAUUUUGGAAACAGAUGAAGGACUGGACGGGGGUGGGGUGAGAAGGGAGGACCUGGGGGCUGCAGGGCUGCUGGCCUGAGCACCUGGAAGGGUAGGGCUGAGGUUGUGGAAAGGAAAUUCUGAAGCUUCGUUGGGUUUGGAGGCCCCCAUGCGGCUGUGUUGGGGGACAGAGAAGAGGUGGGAGGGCUGAGCCCCAGGUCGGCCCUACCCAGAUGAGCGCCCGCCUCCUUCUUCAGCCUCUGCUCUCCCUGCUCGGCCCCUCAGCUGGGGGAGAGGCAGUGGCCUGGAUGGUGGCCAGCAGACCCAGCUGUUGCCAGGACACCGGGCUGCCUUUGUAGCUGUCAACAAUGGCCCCGCAGGCCUCGGAGGCAGGAGCCCCCGGGCACCCAGAGGCAGACAUGCAGACCCUGAGGCAGGAGGCUGCCCGGCCCUACGUCCCCCGGGGGACUCUGGAAGUGAACCUCCCGGCAUCUCUAUACAGCAAUGACUACCUGUCCCAGGAGGGGCCCUGUCAGACACCGGCCAUCAAGCAGGAGAUGCGCUGGAAGUACACACCCAUGGGACGCGACGCGGCCGGCCAGCUGUGGUACACGGGCCUGACCAACUCGGACUCCCGAGAAGCCUGGAACAUGCUCCCUCGGGCUCUGGACAGCCCACACUUCAAGGCUUAUGCCCACAGGCACGGAUGCCACAGCCCCAGGGAGCGCAGCAUGCCCAGCAUGCCCUCGGCCUACACCCAGCGUCUCCGGGAGACCGCCUGGUACGACCCCAUCAUCCCUGUGCAGUACAGGGGCCCCCGCGCGCAGUACAGGAGCGUGCUGUGGAAAGACAGACCCAACCGGGACGAGGAGUACGUGAUCCACAGACACCAAUUCGGGGUCAAGCCGCUGUGGCAGGCAUCUGACUACGUGCCAUACCUGUCGGCGCCCCAGCGCCCGCGCUACACCACCCAGAACUACCGGCAGUGGGACCUGGAACCCUGCUGCCCCUCCACCAACCAGCAGCCCCGGCUUGUCUACACGGCCAGUCACUGAUAAAGAUCUCGUGCUGCUGGUGUGGCUCUUCAGGGACCCGGCGCCUCUCCCCCAAGGCAUCUGUCCACCUCUGGGGCUGGGGCCUGGGGAGGUCAGGCAGCCAGAUGAAGGGAGCUCUGAACCAGGACCCUAGUGACCAAGCUCCAGGGCAGAGUCAGACAGAUGACCUCUCCUGCCCUCGGCUCCCCCUACCCCGGGCCCCAGGCCAAGGCACAGUCCUGGCCCCAGGCGGCUCUUUAUUCACUGUCAGCAGUGGCCUAGGCGCAGGGAGCCACACUCGGGGCCCCGGCGUGCUGAGCCUCACCAUCGCCACGGCCAGGGUCUGGGCCCAGCCCCCUAACCCUGAGGCUGGGGCUCCUGGCAGGCUCCGCAAUGGCUCUGUCCUCCAGGGCCUGGCGGCACCCAGUAGUAGAACCCGGCAGACCCUAGGCUGGCCGGGGCUCAGCUCGGGACAGGCCCUGCGCCCAGGAGCCUCACAUCCGGCCCCCACACAACACAGGGCACCCCGAAUCAUCCAAACAGCUGGGGGUGGGUCAGAGUCGGGAUUGGGGUACCCCAGACCCACAAGGACCCCACCAGCUCCUGAAUACCAGAGGGCCUAGCUCAGUGUCCCCGCCCUAGAGAAGCUAGGGAGAAGCUGCUGGUAUCCCACCCACCCUGACCGCGCCCACCAAGCCCCACCCGACCCCCACAGCCAGGCAGGGAUGGGACAGACGCAGGAGUGGGAUCAGAGCAGCAAAGGGGCCGCUGCAGGCCUCGUUGGGCAGCGAGCGUUCACAGUCGCGGUUAAUUUACAAAGGGUAAAGGACCAUGGCGCGGUGUCAAGGUUGGGCUCCAGGGUGCCCUGCAAGAGAAGGGGGUGGAAGUGGGGUUAGGGAGGGCGGGGCCUGUCCUGGCCCAGACCUACACACCCAUGGCUGGUUUGGGGCUUUUGUGGGGUGGCGGGGCCUGCAACUCACAGCUCCGAAGGCGGAUGGGCCAGACCAGGAGACUGCACAGAGCCAGGGUGGCAGCCACGCCCACGCCACCCGUCACGGCCACCAUCACCCAGUGGUAGAAGGCCACGCAGGCUUUGCAGCAGAGCUCUGAGCUGGGGGCAGGGGAAGGGCAGAAGGGGGUGAGCAGACGCCUGUGGGUACCUGCCAGCCCCAGCCUGGACCUCCUGCUCCUCCCAUCUCAGCUGGGGCACCCCAUCUUUCCCCACACUCAGGCCAGGACCAAGUGGUUGCCCUCAACCCCCUCCUCCCCUCCAACAGCUGAUACUUCAGUCAGUAAGGUCAGCUCUGCCUUCCAAGUCUACCCCAGACCGCCCAUUUCUCCUCCCUCGGGAUCCAGCCCCGUCACCACCUGCCCCCCAACCAUCCUAGUCCCCUCCCUGUUCCCACCCUCCCUUCCCUGUCUGUCCUCCCCGCAGUAGCCGCCAGAGGGCGUCUGUGAGCACCUGACUCAGGCCCCGCCCCUCUGCUCACAGCCCUCCACGGGCCCACCUCCCUUGGGGCAAAAACCUGUCCUCCUUGUGGCCCACAAGGCCCUGCACGACCCGUCCCCUCCCUGCCCUCCCCUCCUCCCUCUCUCCACCUUGCUCACUCUGCUCUAGCCACAAGGGCCUCGUUGCUGUCCUUCCACCAUGCCAGGCACAGUCCUGCCCCGGGGCCUUUGCACAAGGCUGCUCCUCCCCAUACGCCUAGAACUCCCUGACAUCCUCCAGGUCUUGGGUCCCACGUCACCUCAAGGCAGCCCUUCCUGACUUCUCGCCACAGUCAGGCCUCCCCAAGUGGUGUCCUUCACACCCUUUGUACACAUUUAUUCAUGAGAUUAUUCAUGUGGCUCGUGUUGUCCCCAGCUCCAUGAGGACAGAGGACCAGGCCAGCUUUCAUUCCCAAAUCCUGGGCUUCUACAGGGUGCAAACUCAGGUCUAGAACCAUCUGGGGCUGGAACCCUAGGUUCUGAGGGUCUGAAUUACAGGGAUUCCAGGCUCUCCCUCUGCCCUGUCCGCUCACAUCCCCCCGAUCCAUCUGUGUGUCCUCAGCACCCGGCCCAGGACAGACUGUCGGCUCAGUAAAUAAAUGGGUUCUUGAGAUAGGGAAUAACUCGGUCUCCCUGGCUGUGAGGCCACCGAGGCGGGGUCUUCUGUUCUCAUGGAAUUAGCAGACCUGGGGCAGCGCCUGGGGCACAGCACGGCCUCAGCACAGCUCAUUAAACGCAAGAACAAAUGGAUAGGGGUACUCACGAGCAGGGGUGCAGGCUCUGGAUGGCCAUGACUGCCAGCCCAUUGGCCACCUUGUCCAAGAAGCUCAUGGCGCCAUACACGAAGGCUCCGCUGUGCUGGGGGGACACGAGCAGGGGGUCAGCAUCCCAGGCCUCGGCCCUGGUCCCCAACCCCAACCCGGACUGGCUCAGCAGCCCUACCGUAUGGGGGCCGAUGAGGUCAGCCGUCAUGGCCAGCGAGGUGACGAGGAUGGUGGCACAGCCCAUGCCCAGCAGCACAGCCACCACAUACACAGCCACACCCAGCUCAUCCGCCAGUGCCACCCAGGCUGCGAAGGCCAGGAUCACCAGGAGGCCCACAAAGUAGGUCAUCUGCAGAGAGCCCAGCCCAGCAUCAGGCCCACCUUGCUGGGCAGCCCUGAGUCUGGCACUUGCCCUUUCUGGUCUUCAGUCCGGCCCCCAACCCCAGCAAAGUGGGGUUUGAGUUGGGUUAUCCCUAAGGAGCCCCCAGCUCUGACCUCAGAGGAUUCCGAGAUUCUGAGCCUCAGAGGUGCUCCGAGCUCCAUGGGGCAGAUGUUCUAGGGCUAUGCUGUUACAGCUGCCACUAGUGGGUAGCUACUUGGGUCUCAACGCAACUCAAUUAAAAGGAAAUAAAAUGAAGCAUUCAGUUCCUCAGUCACGCCGGCCACCCUCUGGCUCCCACGCUGGACCGUGGUCUGGAGUCGCCCAGGUUGCGCAAGGCACACUGCCCUCUGCCCGGCCUACUCACAUUCCUCCCGAUGCACCUGUUGACGGGCUUCAGAAGGAAGGAGGAGAGGAAGCCGCUGAGGUACAUCACCAGUGGGAUGGUGGCGAUGAACUUCUGUCGGGGCACAGUGGGCACAGGCGUGUCAGGAGUGGCUCAUCAGGCUCAGGGCCCCGCACCCCUGCCACCCGGCCGGCUCACCUUAGGCAGGCUGAGGGAGUAGGUGAGGUACAUGGCCACGUAUGUCUGGGACAGGUUCACAAUGAGCCUCGUGCUCAUGUACAGCAAGCCUACCUGUAAACAAAGGGACGGGUCAGAGGGGGCCCUCCUCUACUCCCAUAAGGGGAGCACUGGGGGCCAACGUGAGUAACCCUGCAGCUGGCACCUGAUCCAUUAGUAGUGACUGCCUAGCUGGUCAGGUGGAGAAGAGAAGAGAGCAGUGACAUUAGUAAUGUCUGCCCUGGGUGUGACUGGAGAAGGGGCUACGUUUGCUCCAGUGUCUGCCAUCCCUGCCUGCAGCCACACAGAGUAAGGGCCUGGUGGGAGAGGGGCAUCAACACCAACAUCCUCUGCCCCUAUGACAUACCUGAUAAAAGGCCGGCUCCCGAAGCCAGUGUUUCCAGAGCAGCAAGGGCCGGGCAGUAGCAGGGGCCAACAGAGGGCUGUGUUCAUCUGGCUCCUCCACCUGCCGCCGGCGCCCCUCCCUGGUGCCCAGGUGGAACAGCAGUGAGGAGACAGCUCCAACGCCCACCACCAACAGCGAGAGGUUCUGGGGACCGGGCAGGAGAGGGGUCAGCAGCGACUCUCGGCCCAAGCCCUGAGUUCAGGGCCUUGGGGCUGUCCCACCCGGGCAGCAGCCAGCCUUGGCCCACCCCGGGCCCCAGCUCACCCGGAACACCGGCACAUCUUGGACCCCCAGCUGGUCAUAGACAUCCUGAGUGGACCCCAUGUGGGGAGAGCCCUGCAGGUGGAGCAGAAGCCAGGCAGCCCCAUAGACGGUGAUGCUGGCCACCACGGUGAAGGCGUACCUGCCAGGGCACAGGCAAGGCCUCAGCAGGGCAGCCCGGGAGCCACGCAACCACUUACUCCCCAGGCAGGUGUACAGUCAGAGCGUCUGGGGAACCUCCGGCCAGGUGAUUUCAGCCACCAACACACUGGGUAGCCCAGGAAAGCCCCUGCUGGCCUCAAGUUUCCCCAGCCUGCAUGUAUCUGAUUUCUCUGGCCCAAGACCCCACUGUGAGGGCCCAUCUGCCUGGGGCCUGAAUGUAGAGACUCAGCAAAGCAGGGCCAAGUCAGGCCUGCAACCCAGAAGCCUGAGAACCCAGGAUACUCAGAAAUCCUGGGCUUCAGCUGGACAAGGGCUCCAUGGUCUAGAGUCAUCCGAGUCCACUCCUGCCUGCAGCCCCAGAGCCAUGUCCUGCCUAGGGCCCUGGCCGGGGCGAGGAGCCUCUGGAUCUCACCAGGAGUCCACUUCCCUUUCUGAAAGUGAGGACAAGAACACCCGCAGAGGUCAAGGCAAAAAUGACACGCGGCAGGCGCUAAAGCACUUGCGGGUAGAAAGCGCCCAGAGGUUGGCCUCUACCGGGCCCAGCCUAUCCCCCUCAGCUGGGGCCCUCGGGGGCCCCAGGCAUUGAGCAACCCCCGCCGUUAGUGC
Messenger RNA from Delphinapterus leucas (beluga whale), 7091 nucleotides. It is a transcript of the gene TEKTIP1, whose product is annotated as tektin bundle interacting protein 1. The record is from RefSeq and is a predicted model, not a curated record. NCBI's taxonomy places the organism in Eukaryota, Metazoa, Chordata, Mammalia, Artiodactyla, Monodontidae.